Molecule: messenger RNA, 2601 nt
Organism: Linum trigynum
Lineage: Eukaryota; Viridiplantae; Streptophyta; Magnoliopsida; Malpighiales; Linaceae
Source: the annotation of a GenBank genome assembly
GGAGAAGGUGUCUGCUUUGAUAAAUUCUGGGGAGGCUGCUUGGUGGCUUUCUUCCCUCGUUAGUGGGUCUAGCGGCUUAAGGAAAUUCCUCUUCCUCGACUAGAGGUGGGGGAUAAGCUUGUCUGGAAGGAAGAUCCAUCAGGGUGUUACACCGUUAAAUCCGGUUAUCACUUGGCUUUUCGGCAUAGGCGGAGUCGGGGGAAUUGGAAGGAGGAUGUUAGUCGGAUGGACACGAAGCUUUGGGUGUCAAUUUGGGCUUCUCAAAUUCAACCAAAGCUUAAGUUCUUUCUGUGGCAGAUCUUUAGCCGGAUUUUACCGACUACUGAGGCCUUAAGAGAGAAGGAUGUUAUGGUGGAUGGUAGAUGCCCGGUGUGUUGGUUGGAAGAUGAAUCCUUGGACCAUAUUUUCUUUAAGUGUCCGGUUUCCAAGAUGUUGUGGGAUGCGGCAGGGAUCCGAGGUUUGGCAGCAAGACUUGAUGAGUCUAAUUUUGUUAUUUUGCUGCGGCGGAUGCUUGAACAUGAGCCCUCUCCGGAACGGGUGUGCACGAUAGUGGCGGUGUUAUGGCGCAUCUGGAAAGCCCGGAAUUGGGUGGUGUUUGAGUUAAAGCAGGUGCACUUUGCGAUGCUUCGGCAACAGCUAACAUUCCAAAUUCAGGAGUGGCUUCAGGGAGGGGUGCUCGUUCGGGUGGAUCCGGUUUCAAGCUGUCAGGAUGUGGUGGGGGAAGAGUAUGUUGAAAGCGGGUUAACGUGCUCGUUUGAUGGGGCGGUGUGUGGUCAGUCUCAUGCGGCCUUUGGAAUAGUCAUCCGUGAUGCAUCUAGGGCAGUCGUUCUGGCUAGAGGGGGACACUUGGAUGGAGCGUUUGAUCUAAGCUUGGUGGAGUUGAUUGCGCUUCAUGAGGCUAUUUAUUGGUGCGUGAUUCAGGGCUAGGAUGGGAUGCUGGUGUUGGGGGAUGCAAAGGUUAUCAUUUAUAAGGUGAAUGCUCGUGAAGUGAGGGAUGCACAAGGGGGAGCACUUCUUCAAGAAAUCAGGGCAUUCAGGCAGUUGUUGUGCUAGGUUUUGAUUUUUCCGCUUGGCUCCGCUCGGAGAUGUAAACGUUUCGAUCUAUUUUUCUCUUGGUAAUGCAAGCUAGCUUUGGUUAAAAAAACAUGAUACUGACUUGGAAGAGACUCGUGAAGGCAACAUUCCAAGAUUUAAGUAUUUUAACUAAGAAGAGUUACAAAAUUAUUAACGAUAACUUAAAAAUGGCUAAUAUUUUGAUACAUUAUGAAAUAUUUGGAUAAUUAAUAGAAUUUUAAUAGGUUUGGAUAAUAUAAGAGAAUCUAAAAAAGGUUUGGACAAAAAAUAGAUAUUAUCCUAGAAAAAAAUACAUAUGAUAAAAUAGUUUUGUUAGCUUUUUAAAACAUUCAUGAUAUAAUUUUGUAUUUACAAAAACUUAAUAAAUUAAAUGUAUUUACAAAAACUUGAUAAAUUGAAUGGUGUAAAUUGUCAAAGUCUGUUUAUUAUCAAUAACUUGAGUUGUUGGGAAUUUUUUUUAUAAUAGAUCAAAUACUAUUUAGUAUUUACUAACACUUCCCCACUAACAAAAACCAACUUUUAAGUGCUUACAGUUUUCGCAAGUUCAAAUAUCAUGUGCUUAACAAAUGGAGUCGCCAAGAUUCGAACACAUCAUCUCUCGGUCAACCAUUAUCAAUUAGAAAUGCUCUAAAUUUCAUUCUUAAUUAACUAUUAUACUAAUUUACUCAUGUUUGUCACUAGGAGCCCUGCUACACUCUCCCUGCCCCUAAUUGAAAUAAUUUUUUUUUUGUACAAAUAAGUUAUGAUUUGGUAGAAAUUUGUUGUAGAUAUUGAUAAGUACAUCUUUAAUUUUAGGCAGAUAAUAUGCACAAUUGUCAUCUGUAUAUAACUGGUUAUAAAAACAUUAAAUAUGCUAAUACACUACUUAUUAAACAUACAUCGAAUAUUUAAAAAGGUCAAUCAUUCUCAUUUAAAUACGUAUUAUUUUCAUACCCGAUUAACAAUUAUAUCUAAUUUACCAUUUUUCCUCCGGAGCCAAGGAGGGUCCCGGGAUACACCCUUUAACCCUCUCCCUCCGUCCUUGCAUGUCGUACGCUAGUCCCUUCUAUAUAUAUAUAUAUAUAUAUAUAUUGCCUUCUAUCGUAUAUUGAGCAUGAAAACUAGACUUUAAAUUGACCGGAUUUUGACGUAUGAUACUAUACCCUAACCCUUUAUGAGUGAACCCUAGGUCUUAGUUAUCUAAAUCAUAGACCUUAAACCCCAAAAUGGUGCAUGUAAUUUGUUGCAUAUAUUUCGAUGAAUCAUGACCGUUGAUUAUUGUUUCUAAUCAAAUUGAUCUUACAUAAUAUUCAUUUAAGGGUUAAUAUUUUCGUAUGGCCUGAACUUUGACCAAAAUAAACAUCCUGGCCAAUCUUUUUGAUCUAUAACAUCCAGGCCCGAACUAUACACAAAAAUAAAUAAUUUGGCCAGAUCCGACUUUUGACCGUUAACUUGGACGGUCAAACACGUUGACCGUUAGUCAAACGCGCUGACCGUUAGUCAACGCGCCAUGUCACUGCCAAGUCAGCAUAAAAUAUUUAAAAUAAU